Messenger RNA from Vigna radiata var. radiata (mung bean), 1258 nucleotides. RefSeq lists its product as uncharacterized. The transcript is spliced from 7 exons. The record is from RefSeq and is a predicted model, not a curated record. Lineage: Eukaryota; Viridiplantae; Streptophyta; Magnoliopsida; Fabales; Fabaceae. Bases 29 to 1258 code for a protein of 409 amino acids.
GUAAGUACAGAAAACAAAUCAGAGUGAAAUGAGAGAGACAAAGGCUAAAGUUUUGUUCCUUUGGGCAUUCUUUGCAUUGUACAUCAGAUUCAUCAUUGAAGCACACCAAUCAUCAACGCUAGAAACAGAAAUUGAAGCCAAAUUGAGGCAACUCAAUAAGCCUGCUGUCAAAACCAUCAAGAGUGAAGAUGGAGAUAUUAUUGAUUGCGUCAACAUCUACGAUCAACCUGCUUUUGAUCAUCCGGCUUUAAAAAACCACACCAUCAAGAUGAUGCCUGAUUAUCUGCUAAAAUCUGAAGAUUCAAGCACAGAAGAUGAUUUGGAGACAGAGAUAUUUCAGACAUGGCAAGAGAGUGGAAGUUGCCCAGAAGGAACCAUUCCGAUACGCAGAAUCCUAAGGGAAGACUUACUCAGAGCUACUUCUCUUCAUAGCUUUGGCCGGAAAUUUCCUCAACCUCGUCAAAAUGUAACAGCAAACCAAAUAAAGGAAUUUAUUCCACAAAAUCGUUCGUCAGCAUAUCUUGUGACAAUGGGAUACAAUUAUAUUGGUUCACAAGCAGACAUCAACGUUUGGAAUCCAAAGGUUCCCGAGUCAGGCGAGUUCACCACAGCUCAAAUAUGGCUUAAAAACAACAACAAUCCCUAUUUUGAAAGCGUGGAAUCAGGGUGGAUGGUGAAUCCCAAGCUGUAUCGUGAUGGGGCAACCAGGUUUUUUGCGUAUUGGACGAGGGAUUCAUAUAGGUCCACAGGGUGCUUUGAUCUUACUUGUUCAGGAUUUGUGCAAACAGGGCAGGUGGUGCUUGGUGGUACCAUAAAACCUAUAUCAUCACGUCGGGGUCAACAAUAUGACUUUAAUGUUGGAAUGUUCCUGGAUGCACACACAGGAAAUUGGUAUCUGAAGGUGAAUAAGAACAUCCCUGUGGGUUAUUGGCCGGCUGAGAUAUUGGGUUCUUUGAGGCACAGUGCGAUAUUGGUUGAAUGGGGAGGACAGGUGGCAAGUAGCAACAUAAGGAAGACAACCCCUCACACGACAACACAGAUGGGUAGUGGAGAUUUUGCAGAUGGUCGAUUUAAGAAUGCUUGUUUUAUGCGAAACAUAAGGAUUAUGGAUUAUUCGCUUCAACUCAAGUAUCCUAGUUAUGUAAGUUCAAUGGCUGAUGAACCCUAUUGUUACAGUGCUCUCAAUGAAGCCAAAUACGGGGCUGAACCUAUCUUUUAUUUUGGAGGACCUGGACGAAGGCCACCCUAUUGUCCCUAA